ACUAGCAGCCUUACUUAUAAACGUCUCUUAAAUUUGAGAGCCCCUCUUAGCUGUUGAUCAACGUUUUUUUCACUUAUAAACCCAAUUCAGCGUUGAGAAGUGUUUUAGCAACUGUUCAAUAAUGUCAAAAUUUAAUCAACGUCCGACCGUGUUUUAAAUCUAUUUGAGAGACAUCAUGGCGGAUAUUAUUGUCAAACAGCUGUUGUCAAUAGUUGCAAAGAUUAUAGUUUUAUUAGUGUUUUUUAUUAUUUUUUCAAUAAAAUGGAUAUGAAUGAUACCUUGAUCGACGAUUUUACCAAUGAUGUGCAGGAGAUUAGUUAUUUUAGUAUUCGUAGGCGACAAAGAAAACAUUAUAAACAGAGGGUGAAUCCUCUGGACCUCGACGAAGAGGAAUUCCGGUCAAGAUAUAGAUUUGGAAAGCAUAACAUGCAACAAAUCAUUAAUUUGGUCCGGGAUGACCUUCGCGUGGACACUCGAGGGGGCGGUAUUCCAGUGGAACUGCAAGUGAUGGCAGUUAUCCGAUAUUGGGGCCGGCAUGAGAUCCAAGAAGAUUGUGCUGACAUUCACGGAAUGAGUCAACAGACACUUUCCCGUUUGUCCCGAAAUGUUGCUAUUGCGUUAGCUUCAAAAAGUUCGCGUUAUAUUAAUAUGCCGUCGAACUCAACCGAGGAAGCCAAAGCAAUUAGAAAAUUUGAGGUCAUAUGCGGGAUGAAGCGUAUCAUUGGUGCAAUAGAUUGCACUCAUAUUAAGAUACGCAAAGUGAGUGGAGAGGCUGGACAGUACUAUGUUAAUAGGAAGGGACAUUACUCCAUUAACACUCAAGUAGUAUGUGACUCUGACCUUAAAAUCUGUGAUAUUGUGUGUCACUGGAGAGGAAGUACACAUGAUUCCCGCAUAUAUAGAGAAAGCUCAAUAAAGCGGAGGUUUGAGCAAAAUGAAUUUCAUGGGAAGCUGAUUGGAGAUAGCGGGUAUCCUUGUACUUCCCAUCUUCUAACACCGAUAUUAAGACCAAGGACACAGGCAGAAGAAAGGUACAAUCUGAGUCACGUACGAACGAGGAAUACUGUAGAGCGGUGCUUUGGGGUGUGGAAGCAAAGAUUCCGCAUUCUCAACGAACCAAUGCGAGGGUCUCUGCAAGUGAUCAAGACCACUAUUGUUGCUUGUGCAGUUUUGCACAAUUUAGCAAUACUCUUUAAUGAGUCUAUUUUAAAUCAAGAUCCAGGCCUUGAAAAUCAAUUAUUAAUUGAACCAACUGUCCCUGACAACAUACAACAUGAAGACGAAAAUAUAAACAGGGCCAUUUAUAUUGAAACUUAUUUUAAUCAAUAAAAACCAUAUUUUAUUA
This is a messenger RNA of Colias croceus (clouded yellow), 1345 nucleotides long. Its product is annotated as putative nuclease HARBI1. The record is from RefSeq and is a predicted model, not a curated record. Lineage: Eukaryota; Metazoa; Arthropoda; Insecta; Lepidoptera; Pieridae. The transcript is spliced from 4 exons. The coding region runs from base 262 to 1329 and encodes 355 amino acids.